Molecule: messenger RNA, 1518 nt
Organism: Alternaria rosae
Lineage: Eukaryota; Fungi; Ascomycota; Dothideomycetes; Pleosporales; Pleosporaceae
Product: Inosine/uridine-preferring nucleoside hydrolase domain-containing protein
Exons: 6
Coding region: 4-1173 (389 amino acids)
Biological process (GO): purine nucleoside catabolic process
Cellular component (GO): cytosol
Molecular function (GO): purine nucleosidase activity
Source: RefSeq, a predicted model, not a curated record
ACCAUGGGCAAUCCUUCUCCCAAAAACCCGAUCUGGCUCGACUGCGAUACUGGGCAUGAUGACGCCUACGCCCUCCUUCUCUGCGCGCACGAUCCGAAAGUCGAGUUGCUUGGUGUGAGCACCGUCCAUGGCAAUGCCGCGCUCGACCAGACCACGUACAACACCAGGGCAAUCCUCGAGGCAAUCGGAAGACGCGACGUGAAGGUCUACUCGGGCGCUGCGAAGCCAAUCAUACGCGAUGCUGUACAUGCCGCUGACAUUCACGGCGAGUCCGGCUUAGACGGUGUGACGCUGCUCCCCAAACCCGUCGAACCAGCCGCUACCGAUGUCGACCACCUCGAAGCCAUGUACCGAGCGCUCAUGGCUACACCCCCGAAUACCGCCUGGCUGGUCUCUACGGGUACCUUGACCAACAUUGGUCUGCUAUUCCAGAAGUACACAGACCUAGCGGGUCAUCUCAAAGGCCUCAGCAUAAUGGGGGGUGCAGUCGGAGGAGGCUUCACGAAUGCGCCAAUGGGUACAGUUCAAGGAGAAGGCGAACGAUUUGGAAAUUGGACACCUUAUGCUGAAUUCAACAUCUACUGCGACCCUGAAGCGUCUCACUUCAUCUUCUCGCACCCCGUCCUCAAACCCAAGACGACGCUUAUCCCCCUCGACCUGACCCAUCAAGUCCUCGGUACGAAGAAAGUCCGCCAAACACAACUAUAUGGAGACGAGAUAUGGGAUCAGGCAGUCUCGAAGAGUGACUACACACCCUCAGCUAUGCGGGCCUUGUUCACCCAGAUCAUGUCGUUCUUCGCUGGAACGUACGCUGAGGUGUUCUCCAUAACCGAAGGACCGCCAUUACACGAUCCUCUCGCUGUAGCGGCUGCCUACAAUCCUAGCAUAUUCGACGACAAAGGUGGCGAACGCUUCCAGGUGGAUAUAGUCACGGAAGGCGUUCACUCAACAGACAAGUCAGAAGCCGGUGAACUCGGUCGAACAAAGGUUACCAAGCUUCCGAACGGGGAAGGUGGCUGUCGCAUACCUAGAGGCGUCAAUCUUGAUGAAUUCUGGGGCAGCAUUGAAAGUGCACUUAAACGCGCAGAUGCCGUCAGCCCCAUGCCAAAGAUUUCAGAGAAAGAAUUGGAAGAAGCUGGUGUUUUCAAUGGAGUUGGAAAACUACAACGAUGAGCGUAUAAGCACACCGCCGCCUAUGACUAUAGUAGUCCAGCGAAGAAUAGAACGAGACAGCAUGAACAAUUUCCACUCCAGACACUGCGGAGCUCUGCCGGAGCAUUCUGCCGUAACCAACGAACUUCCAUUUAGCCUGAUCUUGACAUUCCGCGUACCUUGCAGCGCCGAGCCUGCUAAUCGAAGGCCACAAUUUUUGCGACGGCCUGUAUUGGUAUCACUCCACCAAUUGGCGUCUACUGGCUCUUCCCCAUAUGCGCACAGGCCAUGUCAGGAUCCAACCCAAUGGCAUACCAAGCUCGUAAUGAACACCAUGAGAUCCCGCGGUUAAUCGCAUCAUGAUCC